AUGUCGAGAUUCCUACGAUCAAGGCGGUUACUACCGCCGUUGGUCAUCGCCACCGCGGCGGGUGGUGUUCUUUACUACACAUACCGUCCACGAAACAUCCCCGGGUUUGAGGGCCCGGUGGUCCCGCCCCCCAUCUUCGGGGCCGACGGCACCUUCAAGUUGCCCCGCUUCCCCCGCGUCAAGUCACGCCUCGAGCAGAUCGCCGACCUCAAGAAGAGCAGUAGCGCGGAUAGCCUCAAUGGGAACAUUGCGCCUGAUGAUGGGGGGGAAUAUGAUAUGUUAGUCAUUGGGGCCGGCGCAACGGGGUCCGGCGUUGCCCUCGAUGCGGCUACGCGCGGGCUCAAGGUGGCCGUGGUCGAGCGCGGUGACUUCAGCUGCGGUACAAGCAGCAAAAGCACCAAGCUCGUCCACGGUGGUGUGCGGUAUCUUGAGAAGGCCGUGUGGAACUUGGACUAUUCCCAGUACGAGCUCGUGAAGGAAGCACUCAAGGAACGCACCUACUUUUUGCAGACCGCGCCACAUCUGAGCAGUUGGCUGCCCAUCAUGCUACCACUUGAUCGCUGGUGGAAGAUCCCAUACUACUGGGCCGGCACCAAAUUUUACGACUUUCUGGCUGGCAGCGAGGGCAUAGAGAGCUCGUAUUUUCUCACCAGGAGUAAGGCUAUUGACGCCUUUCCCAUGCUGAAGCAAACCGAUCUAGUGGGCGCUUUAGUGUACUAUGACGGUGCGCACAAUGACUCACGCAUGAACGUGUCGCUCGCUAUGACAGCCGCCCUGUAUGGAGCCACUGUUGUCAACCACAUGGAGGUCACCGGCCUAGUCAAGGAUGCGCAGGGGAAACUGUGCGGGGCCACGGUCAAGGACAACAUUGCGGAGCGAGACGGCAAGCCGACCGAGGCUUUCAACAUCCGCGCCAAGUGUGUCGUCAACUGCACUGGCCCAUUUACCGAUGGCAUCCGCAAGAUGGACGACCAGGACUGCAAGGAGAUUGUAGCCCCUGCGUCGGGCGUGCACAUCAUCCUGCCUGGCUACUAUAGCCCCGGGAAGAUGGGUCUGAUCGACCCGGCUACCUCGGACGGACGUGUCAUCUUCUUUUUGCCUUGGCAGGGCAACACCAUCGCCGGCACCACCGACGAGCCGGCCGUUGUGUCCAGAAACCCGCUGCCGGACGAGAAGUCGAUCCAGUGGAUCCUGAAUGAGGUCAGCCACUACUUAUCCCCCGAUAUCAACGUGCGCCGUGGCGACGUGCUAGCCGCCUGGUCGGGGCUGCGCCCGCUCGUCAAGGAUCCCAAGGCCAAGAACACCGAGUCCCUCGUGCGCAGCCAUCUGGUCGACAUCUCCGAGUCAGGCCUGAUCACUUGCGCGGGCGGCAAGUGGACGACCUACCGCCAGAUGGCCGAAGAAUGCGUUGAUGCGGCUGUCAAGACCUUCAAGCUUCCAGUCCGACCUGUUCUGAACGCCCCGCGCGUUAGCGGCACCGAGAACGUCGACGACGGCGCUGAUCUCGACGGCUCGUGCCAGACACAUCAGGUCCGUCUCAUCGGCGCCCACGGCUUCAGCCGCACCCUCUUCAUUCACAUUAUCCAACAUUUCGGCGUCGAGACCGAGGUCGCUAAGCACCUGACCGAGAGUUACGGGGACCGCGCCUGGACCGUCGCUGCGCUGUGCCGCGCCACCGAGAAACGCUUUCCCGCCCGCGGCGAGCGCAUCUCACAGCUGUAUCCGUUCGUCGACGGCGAAGUGCGAUAUGCCGUGCGCCAUGAGUAUGCCCAGACCGCGGUCGACGUGCUGGCGCGCCGGACCAGGCUAGCAUUCUUGAAUGCGCAGGCCGCGUUAGAGGCGCUACCGAAGGUGAUUGAUAUCAUGUCGCAGGAACUUGGGUGGGAUCGAAAGAGGCAGGAUGUGGAGUGGAAGGAGACCGUCUCUUUCCUCGAGUCCAUGGGUCUCCCCCAACCCAUGCUAUCCGUCACUCGCAAGCAAAUUGAGCAGGGUAAAAUCGACUUCAAAUCGUCGCUCGAGUACCGCAUGUACUCGCGUCACGAUAAGCCAGUGGAUGACAAGGCGUAA
Molecule: messenger RNA, 2067 nt
Organism: Dichotomopilus funicola
Lineage: Eukaryota; Fungi; Ascomycota; Sordariomycetes; Sordariales; Chaetomiaceae
Product: glycerol-3-phosphate dehydrogenase
Exons: 2
Coding region: 1-2067 (688 amino acids)
Biological process (GO): glycerol-3-phosphate metabolic process
Cellular component (GO): glycerol-3-phosphate dehydrogenase (FAD) complex; mitochondrion
Molecular function (GO): glycerol-3-phosphate dehydrogenase (quinone) activity
Source: RefSeq, a predicted model, not a curated record